CUAGACGAUCACAGCCCACUGUUUCUUUCUUCGUUGCGUGUCUUAGUUCUCUUCUCCCCAUUUCUCUGUCUGUCCUUUUCUUUCUGUCCUUGUUUGGUUUACAGGGACAGCACUGCAAGAGAGAACUAGCUUGCAGGGAUCAUGGGAAGAGCUCCAUGCUGUGACAAAGCUAACGUCAAGAGAGGACCUUGGUCCCCGGAAGAAGACGCCACCCUCAAACGCUACGUUGAGACCCAUGGCAUCGGCGGCAACUGGAUUGCUUUUCCUCAAAAAGCAGGGCUUAAGCGAUGUGGGAAGAGUUGUCGUUUACGGUGGCUGAACUACCUGAGACCAGAUAUCAAACAUGGAGGCUUUACUGAAGAAGAAGACAACAUCAUUUGCUCUCUCUACAGUCAAAUGGGAAGCAGGUGGUCUCUCAUUGCUUCACAACUACCGGGAAGAACAGACAACGACAUCAAGAAUUAUUGGAACACCAAGUUGAAGAAGAAGCUAUUUGCAUCCAAAACAACCCUACCCCUCCAAAAUACAACUCCCAUUGCUGAACCUCCUCUUCUGUGUGUUCCCAAACCCGAACCCUUCAACAAUUUCGAUUAUUCAUCUCCACAAUCCCACAAUAUUGUGAGUUCUGCAACAUUGCCUGUGUUAACUGAUACCGGUUGUGGAGUCCUGACUAAUUUCAAUGGACCUCAAAGCCUGCUCUUUUCUUCACCAGAUGUCGGUCAUGGUUCCCAAUUCGUCCCCUCCUCGUCUUCCCAAAAUGGUUUGGAAACCAUGGCUGUCACCGCAAGUGGGAAUGUGGAAGAUGGUGGGAUGUUACCGGAUUUCGGGUUUGAGUUCCCUUAUGAUCUUGUCAAUGGCCUCUGGACUAGCGCUACUCAAGAUCACAAACCUGGUGGGAUUUUCCCAUGCUGACAUGUAUAAACCCACAAGAUCAAGUGUUGCUAACACAGAACAUGCAUGUGAAAGAGGAUAUAUAUGAUACUAAUUUUCUCUUCACAUGUAAUCUUUUAUGAUUCAGACAUUUGGGUGUAUUUCUAUGCAGAUGAAACAUAAAUUAAUUAAAUGAAGAGCUUAGUUUAGUUGGUUAUUUUGCCUCGUGUCUGUUUUGUUUAAUGUGAUGAAAUUGUAAUAUUUAUGUAAGAAGCUAAAGAGAGAUGUUUUAGUACCUCUUCUUUUUUUUCAUAAAAUAAUGUUUUAGUA
Messenger RNA from Rubroshorea leprosula, 1200 nucleotides. The record is from the annotation of a GenBank genome assembly. NCBI's taxonomy places the organism in Eukaryota, Viridiplantae, Streptophyta, Magnoliopsida, Malvales, Dipterocarpaceae.